AUGGCCCAGGCCUCCCCGAGUAGAACCCCAGUGCUGCCAGACAGAUGCCUCAAGAGAGCCCGUCUGCUGCGAUCUCCUCCUACAACGCCUACCCCGGUGUUUCGCCUGCUUUCGCUGGGCAACGUGGCCAGAAGACGGAACCGCUACCGCUUGGCGUCCCCCGGUCCAGAAAGUGACCCGGUGCUGCAACUCAGUGACCUGGAGUUCCAGUUCAGCACGCCCUUUUGCCUGGAUGCCUCCGACUCAGAGUCGCUUCCGGAGCUUGUCGAAGACCUGUCGACGCCCAGCACGCUCCAGAGCCCGGCCACGCCGUUCCGCCCGAAAGUGUCGUACUUUGACAAUUUCGAGCUGCCAUUAAAACGGCUUUCUCUGGCCCCGGCAUUGACUCCACGGUUCGUUGAACCACCUGUUUCGCAGCCAUUCCUGCCGCCAGCACAACCAGCAUUUUCACCGCUGCACCUCCCGCAGCCCGUUUCGCAGCCAUCUAUAUUCGACAUCCCCGAGUUGGUCCACAAAAUCAUCGUUUACGCCGAUGCCCAAAACACCGUGGUGCCGAGGGAAAAGACCCCCGUGUGCCGCAAACCUCUCUCAUAUCGCCACGCCUUGCUAGUGCACGGCAACGAAAAAGCAGCCCACCUCGCCAUGCAAGGUGCAUACCUAGACGAGCCAACGCCAGAAAACACCCUGAACGUGCUCCACACAUGCCUCCUCGUUAAUAAGCUCUUCCACAGAGUCGCCAAGGAGGUGCUUGGCGAGAAGCUUUUCUUCACUGAUGAGCGCACAUUCGGCAAAUUCAUUGAUCCAUCCAAACCCCAGCACUUCUACGACGGCAUGUCCCCGAAAACCUUGGUACUUUCCAAGAUGUUCUAUCUUCGCCAGGCCCACUUCGCACUGCUUCCUGAAAAAAUGGACUUAUCCAGGCUCGAGUGGCUCGAGCUCUACAUGUGCCCUAAAGUCGCACCCACCGUCUCUUUUUUGCAACCGUCCCUCAAGACAUUGAUUGUCACGGGGUCCAAGGCGCUAGACGACUUUGCCCUUGUGGAGGUGGCCCAACGCUGCCCCAACCUCCAGGUUUUGGAUGUCAGGGCCUGUGAAAACGUCACCGACCACGGCAUCUACAGCAUAGGCCAGAAGUGCAAGAACCUCACCACCCUCAACCUCGGCCGCAAAAGAAGAGGCCAUCUAAUUACCGACCACAGUGUCUGUGCUGUGGCCGUCAACAACCCCAACUUGACCACCGUGGGUGUAGCCGGGUGCUACAUCACCGACCGUUCAAUUUGGCAACUCACUCUCACCUGUGGAAAGCGCUUGCAGAGGCUUUCCUUGAAUAACUGUCCCUACGUUAGCGACCAGCUGGUGCCGGUAGUGCUCCACCACAACUUGUUGCAGAACCUCACUGUGCUCGAGAUCCGGUUCGUCAAUAGAAUUACAAACUUUGAGCCAAUCAUCGCCUACAAGAGACGCCAGGCUGCUCGUGGUCUCAAUGUGCUUGUUGAAACCUGCGAGGAGCUCUUUGUGCGCAUGAGGGACCAGGCCAAGAACAUGGACCGGGUCAUUCUGGAGCGAGUGGUGAGAGACAUCAGCGAAUGGGCUAACGGAAAAGACGACGACAUGGCAGCCGCAGACCUUCUAAGAACCAGAAGUGUCGGCUCGCGUAUAAUAGCAUAA
This is a messenger RNA of Candidozyma pseudohaemuli, 1668 nucleotides long. RefSeq names its product Amn1p (gene AMN1). The coding region runs from base 1 to 1668 and encodes 555 amino acids. Gene Ontology annotation, biological process: SCF-dependent proteasomal ubiquitin-dependent protein catabolic process. NCBI's taxonomy places the organism in Eukaryota, Fungi, Ascomycota, Pichiomycetes, Serinales, Metschnikowiaceae. The transcript has a single exon. The record is from RefSeq and is a predicted model, not a curated record. Gene Ontology annotation, cellular component: SCF ubiquitin ligase complex.